This is a messenger RNA of Zea mays, 705 nucleotides long. RefSeq lists its product as uncharacterized. The record is from RefSeq and is marked validated. Bases 232 to 450 code for a protein of 72 amino acids. The transcript has a single exon. NCBI's taxonomy places the organism in Eukaryota, Viridiplantae, Streptophyta, Magnoliopsida, Poales, Poaceae.
AGUGAGCCUCCCCUCCCACGGCCCCACCCCGCAGGCCCCAGGUGGUGGACGAAUCCCGUGCGGGCGGCGGGCGUUCACGACGCGGUGGAGGGUGGACGGCCGCCGGUCGCCCGCGAGGCACGGUCCGCUCCAGCUUCGCGUGCGGCAGCGGCAGGGCAGGGCAGGGCAGGCAGCCGCGGGGGGUCCUGAUCCUGGGGUCUGGCACUGGCAGGCACGCGUCGUGCGUGCAACAUGCGAUGCUGCCAGCGACAGUGGUCCCUUGCUCCUCGGCGCGGGCGCGGGCGCGAGCGGAACGUUCAGGCAGGGCCCCCCCGGCCCCGACCCGGCGGCAUGUCGACCAAGGAACAUCAUCCGGCCAGAGUGGCAGCCUUGGGGUGGUGUGGUGUGGUGGCCUCAUCACUGCCUCAGCUCGUCGCACGGUGCAUGCACGAUGGAUCGCGAGAUGACUGAUUGGCCUGGCCGAACUGAUUGGCCCUAGCUUUCCGUGCCUCGGCCGGCCUCUUGCGUGCAGGCGGGUGUGCAGUCUACUCCGGCCGUGAUUACCUUGUCUUACCGGUAGUACGUACUAUGUACUAUGUCAUUUAUUAUCAUGUCGUGCUUAAUUGGACGGGCGGUCGCAGCUGGUCCUGGUCGGCUCUGCUGGCGAUUCGUUCGCCGUCCUUUUGCAGCGACGAACACGUUUGCACGGCAACCCAAGCCUUUUUA